GUCCACAGCGUCCCCUCAACCCCAGCCCCUCCCCAGUCCUCCGCCUGCCUGGCCCUCCUCCCUCGGCGGCUCAGGGCAGCCAGAUGGAAGGGGCCACCUCAAUUAAUCACCUUGUAUUAAUACUAAUCCCCCCCCACCGGCUGGCUGGGACAGGCCACUGGGCCUGUGGGCACCUGGGCUGAAGAGGCGCUGCCAGGGUGGUGCGGGCUGGGCAGGUGCGCCAGGCAGGCACGGGGGCAGCUGGGGGUGCAGGAAGCCCCCGAGGGCAGAGGACUGGGGUGAGGAGCACUGCACGGGAGCAGAGUCCCCGCCUGCUUUCCUGGGAUCCCAGACACCAGGGGAGGCAAACAGAAAGAUGAAGACGUGGGGAGAGAGGGGAAGUCAGGGAGAGUUCCAGAAGGAAAGAGGAACAGAGGUGGGGGACAGAGAGGAAAGUUAGAAGGGAGUGGAGACAGAGACAGAAUGAGACAAUUUGAAAUCAACAGACAGGACUGCGGGAGGCAGGAUGGACGUAGGACAUUGUGAGAGGAGAGCCCUGCACAUCACACUCCAGACCCAGAGGUACGGGGGCUCCCCCGCCCGCCCCAGCUGGCAGUCCCUCCCGCUGUCCCACCAGGAGGUGGCGAGGAGGAGCCAUGUUCGUGGGUCCCGGCGAGGGGCCCGAGGCUGAGGGCGGGGGGCCGGCCCCCUGCGAGGAGGCCCCGAGGAGGAAGCACCGGAGGAGCCGCACCACCUUCACCACGUUCCAGCUGCACCAGCUGGAGCGGGCCUUCGAGGCCUCCCACUACCCCGACGUGUACAGCCGCGAGGAGCUGGCGGCCAAGGUGCACCUCCCGGAGGUGCGGGUGCAGGUGUGGUUCCAGAACCGUCGGGCCAAGUGGCGGCGCCAGGAGCGUCUGGAGUCCGGCUCCGGGGCUGUGGCAGCCUCGAGGCUCCCGGAGGCCCCAGCACUGCCCUUUGCCCACCCUCCAGCCAUCCCACUGCCCCUGGAGCCCUGGCUGAGCCCCGGGCCACCGGCCAGGCCAGGCCUCACGCACCUGCUGGGCCCAGCCCCGAGGCUGCCGGCAUCUGGGCCUCACGCCUUCGGUUCCGCCUUCAUGGAAGGCUUCACUCUGGAGGAGGCGUCCAUUCGGCUCCUGGCCAAGGAGCACGCACAGGCUCUGGACGGGGCCUGGCCAUCGGUGUGAGCCUGGUGCCUACCCGUCUCCCUCUCCGGCCAGUCCCGAGGGCCUGGGAUGCCAGAUCCAGGCCAAGGUCACGGAGCAGUCCACCAGCAGGCCAGCCUAUCGAUGAGGAGAGACUGCCCAUCCCCACCCUCCAUGUCUGUGGCCGCCCAGGCCAGGUCCCCACGCCACCCCACCCUGCCUUUCAGGGAGACUGGACAGGCGGCGGCCAUAGGACUUCCAGGCCAGGGAGGCGGGUUCUGGGUGGCCUCAGCGAGUCUCUGCCCCUCCUCGGGCCUCGGUGCCGUCUGUCUCAGGGAAGUGUGUGGGUGGGUGGGUUCAGAGGCUCUGGGACGCUAAGGCUGUAAUCGGGAGCCACCAAUACCUUAAUUCUUCGAGUCCACGAGUCUAAAUCCCUGCUAAUCCUUCACCAGCACAGCCACCCAGCUCUCAGGGCCUCCCUCUCCGAGACAUAUCUAACACAGAGCAGCUCAGGCCCAGCUGCUUCCUCCCGGUGUGCUCCUGGGGUGUGCUCCUGGCCGGAGCCCACCAGGUGAGGACCCGCCCAUUUUACAGGGAGGCAACCGAGAUGGGAAGCCAGUUUCCGGAGGCCACAGCCAACAGGGACUCUCCCUGCCUGACUCCGUGGCCCCAGGCAUCACUGGGUCCCUGCUCGCUCUGGAAGCAACUGGACCCAGGCCGGGGCGAAGGGGGACCAGGCUGAGGCUGGCAAGUACUGCCCAUCCCUGUCCUUGUUCCCUCCAUGACUCAAAGUGUGGCUCACGCCCCCAUCGGCCAGAGACCCCGUUACAUCUCCCAGCCCAGCGAGGGUGGGCUGGGGCACCCACGGGUGGGAGGACUAGCAUUUGUUCUGUCCAACUCACUUCACUAAUUCAUCCAUCCAUUCAUCCAGGAAGCAAUAGGGCCUAGGUUUGGCUCAGUGGGUUGAGCGUUGGCCCGCGGACUGAAGGGUCCUGGGCAUGUGCCUUGUUGCAGGCUUAAUCCCUGGCCCCAGUGAGGGCCGUUUGGAGGCUUGGUUGUGAUGUGUCUCUCUCACAUUGAUGUUUCUAUCUUUCUAUCCUUCCACUCUCUCUAAAAAUAUCUUCAAAAACAUCCCCGGGUGAGGAUUAAUGACAGCAACAAAAAAAUCCAGUAAGCGAUAGGGACACACACUAAACAAACAGAUAAAUACCCUGUCCUAAUGGACCUGCCACUCCAGUGGGAGAGACCAGAUGCAUAAUUAAAAAAUAAAUAAAAUGUGAAACGCCAGCUGGUGGUAAAUGCUAGGGAGAACACCACUGGGAGGGCGAACGGGAGUGCAGGUGGGGGUUUAACACGGUGGGAGGCCGCACGGAGGGGCCUCAGAGCACAGAGCAGGAGGAGGCGGAGGGAGCCAUGGGGGAGAGCAACCCAGGCAACAGGCACAGCAAGUGCAGA
Molecule: messenger RNA, 2600 nt
Organism: Pipistrellus kuhlii (Kuhl's pipistrelle)
Lineage: Eukaryota; Metazoa; Chordata; Mammalia; Chiroptera; Vespertilionidae
Gene: RAX2
Product: retina and anterior neural fold homeobox 2
Exons: 2
Coding region: 636-1187 (183 amino acids)
Biological process (GO): positive regulation of transcription by RNA polymerase II
Molecular function (GO): DNA-binding transcription factor activity, RNA polymerase II-specific; RNA polymerase II cis-regulatory region sequence-specific DNA binding
Source: RefSeq, a predicted model, not a curated record